AUGGCAUCUACAACUUCGACUUCCACCAAUUCCUGUCUUUUCAUCCAAUCGAUGAAACCAUAUGACUAUCCAUCUCACUCUCUCUAUCUCCACCCCUCUGAUCAACCAAGCGUCUCUCUCAUUCUUCAUCCCCUCACCGAGGAUAAUUAUCGGACAUGGAGUCAAUCCGUAUUCCUUGCUCUCUCUGCCAAUAAUAAAAUUGGUCUCAUUGAUGUUUCUAUAUCCGCACCGACUCAAGCUGCAGCCGACUACCAUCAGUGGUUGCAAUGUAAUCACAUGGUGAUUUCCGGGCUCAUCAAUAGCCUAUCCACUGAUCUUUGCCAUAGUAUCGUUCCAUCGGCCUCAACUAACCAAUGGUGGAUCAACCUGAAGGAAUGUUUUUCCCAAAGCAACUCACCUCACCUUUAUCAACUUGGUCAUGCCAUUUUUUUCGUCCAACAGAAUGGUCUCUCCGUUGCUGAUUAUUUUAUGAAGCAUAAAGGUCUUUGGAAUGAACUUGAUGUUCUGACCUCGCCUCCCGCCUGUACGUGCGGUGCCAUGAAAGCUGUUCAAUACAUUCAAGUCCGCCACUGUUCUACUAAAUUUUUGAUGGGCCUUAUUGAUGACUAUUCUCAAGAUGAAACCCAAAGGUCUCUUUUAUCUACCCUUCGCUCCUCAAAUAUCGUUGCCUUUGCUGCAAAAAUACAUGCUACCCCUGUUGCCACCAUUGGCUCCUACCCACUUGAGUCCAAUACGCCUGGUUUCACAUUUACUCCUGAUCAAUACUGCCAACUCCUCUCUUUCAUAACACCGCCCAUACCAGCAGGUAGCCAGGUUUCUACUUCUCACUUGCUAGGACCACUAUUCGAGGUAGAUGAUUGGGAUGGGUAG
Camellia sinensis is the source of this 870-nucleotide messenger RNA. RefSeq lists its product as uncharacterized. The record is from RefSeq and is a predicted model, not a curated record. NCBI's taxonomy places the organism in Eukaryota, Viridiplantae, Streptophyta, Magnoliopsida, Ericales, Theaceae.